Messenger RNA from Iphiclides podalirius (scarce swallowtail), 489 nucleotides. Lineage: Eukaryota; Metazoa; Arthropoda; Insecta; Lepidoptera; Papilionidae. The record is from the annotation of a GenBank genome assembly.
AUGAGCACAUUCAGUUCGACCGGAUAUGCAGGUCUGGCUGCAUUGUGCGAGUUCCGGGAGGAGGUCGGCGACCGGAGCCCGCAGCGCCGGCACGUCUACGGGCCCUGCGCAGAAUUCCAGGCCGGACAACUGGUUUCGAGUAACGGACACCACCAGCACCCGCGGAAAACAGUUCCAAUAGGGCCUACCGCCCUCGCGCUACUUUUUCAUUUGUACGGGCUCGUUCACUACCGUGACGUCUGCGUGUGCUCUCCCCAAUGGCCCGCGGUGCGAGCAAUCGCGUCACGUCACGCAACCGGCGCCCGACGCGACGCCCGCACCUCGGCCAUCAAUGGACAACACGCCGGUGCCGAUACGAGUGCACUUAUCGACAAUUUCGGAGGCGUGCGUUUAUCGACGGUGAAACGGAAAGUUUCGUCGAUAACGCGGCUCGUACCUAGUGAUUGGAAGAAAAUGACGCUUCACUUGGCGGCGGCGCCGGCGAGAACC